This is a messenger RNA of Epinephelus fuscoguttatus (brown-marbled grouper), 3309 nucleotides long. It is a transcript of the gene ezrb, whose product is annotated as ezrin b. The transcript is spliced from 14 exons. NCBI's taxonomy places the organism in Eukaryota, Metazoa, Chordata, Actinopteri, Perciformes, Serranidae. Gene Ontology annotation, biological process: positive regulation of protein localization to early endosome; regulation of cell shape; regulation of organelle assembly. Gene Ontology annotation, molecular function: actin binding; cell adhesion molecule binding. The coding region runs from base 222 to 1970 and encodes 582 amino acids. Gene Ontology annotation, cellular component: microvillus; apical part of cell; cytoskeleton. The record is from RefSeq and is a predicted model, not a curated record.
CAGGAACAGGAUCACCACAGUGGGAUGGAUGAGCGCCAUAUUGCGCCUGGCUGAACAGAGGGAGGGGAAAUCUGCGGCUGAGAAUUCCGGACAGUCAUCUCAUCUCCAAACCUCCUCGGCUCCGGAAGGCACACGGAGCACUCGUCUCUCUGUUGGACACACUUUUUUUAUUAAAUUAAAUUUCUCAGCUCCUCGCACAGAGCAAGGAAAAGGACGGAAAAAUGCCCAAAGCGGUCAAUGUUCGCGUCACCACCAUGGACGCUGAGCUGGAGUUUGCCAUCCAGCCCAGCACCACUGGCAAGCAGCUGUUUGACCAGGUGGUGAAAACAAUCGGCUUACGUGAGGUCUGGUACUUUGGCCUUCAGUAUAUGGACGGCAAAGGUUACUACACUUGGCUAAAACUGGACAAAAAGGUGUCGUCCCAGGACGUGAAGAAGGAGAACCCGCUGCAGUUUAAGUUCAGGGCCAAGUUCUUCCCAGAGGAUGUGUCCGAGGAGCUGAUCCAGGACAUCACCCAGAAGCUUUUCUUCCUGCAGGUGAAGGAAAGCAUCCAGAGCGAUGAGGUUUACUGUCCACCAGAAACAGCCGUGCUGCUGGCCUCCUACUCUGUUCAGGCUAAGUUCGGAGACUACAACAAAGAAGUCCACCAGCCAGGAUACCUGCAGUCUGAACGCCUGCUGCCACACAGAGUCCUGGAGCAGCAUAAGUUAUCCAGAGAGCAGUGGGAGGAGAGGAUUCAGGUGUGGCACGAGGAGCACCGAUUGAUGUUGAAGGAGGACGCUAUGCUGGAGUACCUGAAGAUCGCCCAGGACUUGGAAAUGUACGGAAUCAGCUACUUUGAUAUCAAGAACAAGAAGGGAACUGAGCUGUGGCUGGGAGUGGACGCCCUGGGACUCAACAUCUAUGAGAAGGAUGACAAAUUGACCCCAAAGAUUGGCUUCCCCUGGAGUGAAAUCAGAAACAUCUCCUUCAACGAUAAGAAGUUCAUCAUCAAGCCCAUCGACAAAAAAUCUCCGGACUUUGUGUUUUAUGCACCGAGACUGCGCAUAAACAAACGCAUCCUGCAACUAUGCAUGGGCAACCACGAGCUGUACAUGCGCCGCCGCAAGCCCGACACGAUCGAGGUGCAGCAGAUGAAGGCCCAGGCCCGAGACGAGAAGCAGAUGAAACAGUGUCAGAGGAGAACCCUGGAGCAGGAGAAGAAGAAGAGGGAGAGCAUGGAGAGAGAGAAGGAGCAGAUGGAGCAGGAGAAGCAGGAUCUGAUGAUGAGGCUCUACCAGUUUGAGGAGAAGACCAAGAAGGCAGAGAAAGACCUACAAGAACAGCUCCAGAGAGCCAUGACGCUGGAGCAGGAGCGGAGGAGAGCCGAAGAGGAAGCAGCUCGUCUGGAGGCCGAGCGUCAGGCUGCCCUGCUGGCUAAAGAGGAGCUGGCCUGCCAAGCUGAGGCCCAGAAGAAGAGUCAGGAGCAGCUGGCUGCAGAGCUGGCAGAGCACACAGCCAAGAUCGCCCUGCUGGAGGAGGCCAAGAAAUGCAAGGAGGAGGAGGCCGACACAUGGCAGCUCAGGGCCAGGGAGGCCCAGGACGAUCUGAUUAAGACCAAGGAGGAGCUGCAUAUGGUGAUGACGGUGCCCCCGCCACCUCCUCCUCCCCCCAUGUACGACCACGUGGACGACAACAGCGACAGCGAGGAGAACACCAGCACGCACAGCGCCGACCUGCAGAAUGAGGGCAUCAACGACCACCGCAACGAGGAGGAUCGCUUGACCGAGGCCGAGAAGAACGAACGUGUCCAGAAGCAGCUGAAGGCCCUGACCUCAGAGCUGGCUCAGGCACGUGAUGAAUCCAAGAACACCCAGAACGACCUUCUUCACAGCGAGAACGUCAGGGCCGGCCGAGACAAAUACAAGACCCUGCGACAGAUCAGGCAGGGCAACACCAAGCAGAGGAUCGACGAGUUCGAGGCCUUAUAAAGAAGCCUUCGACCACUCACCCUUUCUGAAUGGUCACUACAUCUCGGCUGACACACAUGGACACACACAAACAUGCACAAAGUCAUGUAUGACACACAACAGUUGCAGACGAAACUGGAGCAGUAUAAGCGUCACAUACAGAGAGACACGCUCCUGUUGAGAGCGUGCAGGGCUUUGCAAAUCCUUGGAAGAAAACUUAGUGCCAAAACCUUUUCUCUUCUUAGUGUUUCAGAUCUUAUUUGUGUAUUUGAUUGUGUACUUUGAUUGAACUCAGACCAAAUCAUUACUGUUUAUAUCCAGAGGUGUGAUGAAGUAGUGGGACUAGCCAAUUUUAUCAUAAUUUCACGAUGUGCACGUGUAAUAUGUAAUCAAAGCCUCGCUUCUUUUUGAUGUCUGUCGUUUGUCACGUAGGAAGAAAAGGACAGCUUGUCGUUCAUAGCGGCCACUCAGAAAGGGGGGAAACAGUAUAAGCAGGAAAAUGUACGUUUUGUUUUUGUUUUCCAUUAUAUUUGAACACUUCUAUGUAUGUUUAAUAUCUCUCAUACAGUAGUUUAAGAUCACGCCUAGUGUGAUAUUGAUACUGUAUAUGGGACAUUGAAAAGGGUAUUUCAUCUUGGUUUGUAUAUUUUUGCUAUCUACUAAUGAUAAUGAGAACAUUUAAUGUGUUUCAAAGGUUUUAUAUAUUCGCCAAAAUAUUAGCAGUCUCAUGUUCCAUACGUUUUACCUUUAGAUCACUAAAUUAAAGAGAUUUAACUGUAAAUUAUUAUUAUUUUUUAUUGUAGGAAAUAUCCAGCUGCAUGCCAUGAAAUCAGUUAAUGAGAUUGCUAUCUAUCUAGGUACUUUUUUUGCCGUGCAGUUCACAGCAUGUCGAGAAGAGUCUUUAUCCUCAGAGCUCUGUGUCGACUGGGACUCUUUAGGUUUUUUAAUAUAUUUUAUGUCUCUGUUCUGUGUCAUGUCGCUGUUGAGUGAGAGAUGAGCGUGUGUUGAGUGCUUUUACCCUCCUAAGUGGCCUUUCUCUCUGGCUGUCCCUCUGCAGGGAUCAGUCUCAGACAGUUGGUCUUCACUUUGUAGCCAAGGUGCUUAGCCACAAAAAAAAAGCUUUUAGUUGUUUUAGUUUUAAACCUAAUGAGGGUUGAGGUGCACGUUUUCAUUUUGCAGCUUGGUCGCAAUGGACAGACUCAGACAGCACAAUGCCUCACUCCUCUCUCUGGACACGGACUAGAGUAGCAUCUACUGACACUGUAAUGGAAACACUCAGCUCUGCUGGCCUUUGUAUAUGAACAGGAUUUUAUAAUGAGGUGUUCAACAUAUUGGCAAUAAAGAAAAAUCUAUGAUUACA